Molecule: messenger RNA, 1792 nt
Organism: Photinus pyralis (common eastern firefly)
Lineage: Eukaryota; Metazoa; Arthropoda; Insecta; Coleoptera; Lampyridae
Gene: l(3)77CDf
Product: phosphatidylserine synthase 1
Exons: 2
Coding region: 154-1488 (444 amino acids)
Biological process (GO): phosphatidylserine biosynthetic process
Molecular function (GO): L-serine-phosphatidylethanolamine phosphatidyltransferase activity
Source: RefSeq, a predicted model, not a curated record
AUAUAUUGCAGGACUGAUGGAAGUGGCUCGUGUCCGACAUAAUGUGAUAAUGUAACCUCAAAUUAGUUCCAAAGCAGUUUAAAAAGUUAUCACUUUAACUUUGACUUGAAACAGUAAUUUUUUAAAAUCGAUGAUACUAUUGGACCACCAAAAAUGGCUACAGUGAAGAACAAGAGUGCGUCCUUAAAUAAUUUAAGUACAACACGGAUCCGACACGAUAGUUUUACAAGCAUAAACGAGAAGCAGGUAGAUGAUAUUUCCUUAGAAUUUUUCUAUAAACCGCAUACCAUUACAUUACUGGGCAUUACAAUAGUAAUUGUAAUAUACACAGCGUUUGUUAGGGAUAAUGGUAAUAUAGAGAACAACAUUUGGGAUGGAAUUUUGUGCUGUAUAUUUUUCUUUUUAAUUAUUUCCGUAUUGGCGUUUCCAAAUGGUCCGUUUAUCAGACCACAUCCUGCAGUUUGGAGGAUUGUGUUCGGUUUAAGCGUGCUAUAUUUAUUAGCGAUCUUAUUUCUGUUAUUUCAAAAUUACAAGACCGUAAGAAGCAUAUUCUUAUGGCUUGAUCCUAACUUGGCAAAUUUCCAUAUUGAUAUGGAAAAGGAGUAUGGAGUUAAUUGUUCUGAUAUAACAAUAGAAAGGGUCUGGAGUCACUUGGAUAUAUUCGCUGUUGGUCACUAUCUAGGUUGGUUGUUUAAAGCCAUUUUGAUACGUCACAAUGCGAUACUGUGGGCAAUCAGCUGCAUGUGGGAGAUAACAGAAAUAGCAUUCGCACAUUUGUUACCAAAUUUUAUCGAAUGCUGGUGGGAUGCGUGGAUUUUGGACGUUUUGGUCUGUAACGGGUUUGGAAUUUGGUGUGGCUUAAGGAUAUGCCAAAUGUUGGAGAUGAGAGAGUACAAAUGGACUAGUAUACGCGAUAUUCACACGACUACGGGUAAAAUUAAGAGGGCAGUGUUACAGUUUACGCCCGAAAGUUGGGUGUCUGUUCGUUGGUUGGAUCCCAAGUGUUCGUAUAUGCGUGUGAUCGCAUUUUGUCAAUUGGUUUUAUUUUGGCAAAUCUCAGAGUUGAAUACGUUCUUUCUCAAGCAUGUAUUCGAAAUGCCACCCUCCCAUCCGAUUGUUACGGGUCGUUUAAUUCUAAUUGGGGUUUUUGUUGCUCCUUCGGUCAGACAAUACUAUACUUAUGUAACAGAUACUCAAUGCAAGCGGGUGGGAACACAGUGCUGGGUUUACGGUUGCAUCAUGGUUUCAGAAGCGUUAUUGUGUAUCAAGCAUGGCCGGGAGCUAUUCGAACGUACUCAAGCGAUUAACAUAAUUGUUUGGUUACUGAUACAGUUGCUGAUAUCAGUAUUAUGUGUGAUUGGAUGUGUUUUAUGGGAUAGACAUUUUAAAGGCCAAAAUGAAGCUUCAAAGGAGGUCAGUCCAGUUAAGCAUAAACCGACUGUUACAUUCGCAGAUAUUAAACGACUGUCAAUGGAAAAAGAAGACUAAAAAACAGUUGAUAAGAUUUCUUAGUGUACAAUAAACUAUUUUGAUUAUGUUUAAGUUGUUCCUGUUUCCAAACAAUCAUCUAGUCAAGUUGGUGUAUUUUAUUUUUAUAUGCCAUUUUGUACCAGUUGCAAAAGUGAUCUUCAAUUUAGCGGUAAAUCAUUUAUAAAUAAAUUAAACAUACGGCUCACAUGACAUAAGAUCCACUGUGUAUUUACAGGAUUCAGUUUUUCACCUCUGAACCAACGAGGAAUUUGUUGCCAUAUUUAUUGUAAAACUGAUUAGCAAUAAAAAGUUUAUUAGAUCA